UAUACUACAAACAAUCUCAUUGAUUCAGUCAAUUUAAUCAUGUCAAACCCAGAAGAACUAAUUGCAGAGGUAUGUAUUCUGUUUUCCGAAUCCCGUCCCACCCCUAUUUCCCGAUGCGAUUUGAAGCUUAUCAGCAGCCGGUAUACUAACAAACACACCCAUCGAUCCACCAAUUUUAUUGCAUCAGGCCAACAAGAAGCUGAAGAAGAGCUCUGGGCUGUUUUCCUCCUUUCUCGGAGGCUCCAGUGUUUCCAAGUAUGAAGAUGCGUCCGAUUUAUUGACACAAGCAGCUAACCUAUACAAACUUCAACGUCGAAGUGUUGAAGCAGGGCGUUCGUUUGAACAGGCUGCAGAUUGUCAGCUCAAAGCAGAAUCUCCCGACGAAGCGGCCAAUACUCUUGUAGAGGCCUUCAAAUCCUACAAAUUAGAGGCACCGGAACAGGCUGCGAACUGCUUGGAAAAGGCCAUCGGUAUGUUUGUUCAAAGAGGGCAAUUCAGAAGAAGUGCCAAUUUCAAGACAGACUUGGGAGAGCUUUAUGAGAAUGAGCUACAAGACAUAAAGAAAGCCAUCCAAAGUUAUGAGGAUGCGAGCGAAUGGUAUAAGGGAGACUCGGCAACGGCAUUGUCUAACAAAUGCGCAUUAAAGGCGGCCGACUUGUAUUGUGAUGAUUCAAUCAAGGAUUACACGAAGGCUGCGACGACGUACGAAAGGGUGGCAAAGGAGUCGUUAAACAACAGUCUUGCUAAAUGGUCGCUUAAGGAAUACUUUUUGAAGGCCAUUUUGUGCAGACUCGCGGACAGCAAUGACUAUGCAAGUGCUAAUGCGGUUCUGCAAAGGUUUUUACAAUGGGACCCAAGCUUCCAAACGACGAAGGAGUACGAACUAGCAUCCAAGCUUAUAGACGCAGUGAAAGACGGAAGCUCUGAUGACAUUGCACUUGCAUCGAAGAAUUUCGACAAGUUUUCAAGACUUGACGGAAUGAAGGUGAGAAUCCUAAAUACGAUCAAGAGCAACGUUGUUGCAGCUCCUGCAGACAUCGACGAGGAUUUUACUUAGUUUUUUUGGCCUCCGUAGGAGUUCUCCACCAGUGUAUAGACCCCUACCUUUUUAUCAGACUAUGCUCCAUCCUUUUUAUGUGUUUCUUUUCUUUUGUAGUUUAAACGUAUGACUAUAACUUAGGUUGAUUUAGGGUAAGAAAUUGUACAAAAUUGCGGCUUUAGAAUUUUAUCCAUUCAAAACCAGAUUUAAAGUAGUAAGUAUCUUUGGCAAGAAGCUAGAACUGGUGACAG
Pichia membranifaciens NRRL Y-2026 is the source of this 1290-nucleotide messenger RNA. RefSeq lists its product as hypothetical. The record is from RefSeq and is a predicted model, not a curated record. Gene Ontology annotation, molecular function: soluble NSF attachment protein activity; syntaxin binding. Gene Ontology annotation, cellular component: SNARE complex; vacuolar membrane. The transcript has a single exon. Bases 473 to 1057 code for a protein of 194 amino acids. NCBI's taxonomy places the organism in Eukaryota, Fungi, Ascomycota, Pichiomycetes, Pichiales, Pichiaceae. Gene Ontology annotation, biological process: SNARE complex disassembly; intracellular protein transport.